Drosophila kikkawai is the source of this 2519-nucleotide messenger RNA. It is a transcript of the gene Dic61B, whose product is annotated as Dynein intermediate chain at 61B. Gene Ontology annotation, biological process: cilium movement. Gene Ontology annotation, molecular function: dynein light chain binding; dynein heavy chain binding. The record is from RefSeq and is a predicted model, not a curated record. Gene Ontology annotation, cellular component: axonemal dynein complex. NCBI's taxonomy places the organism in Eukaryota, Metazoa, Arthropoda, Insecta, Diptera, Drosophilidae.
CACUUCUAUAAACUUUUAGUAAGAAACUCAGCCACCAAUGAAAUUAUCGCUUUUUUAGAUGGAAAUUCAAACAUCUCAAAAAAAACAUUAAAGACUCUUAUAACUUUCCUCUUGUACCACCAAAGCCCUUUGAAAACUUUUCAAAAUCGCAAUUAACAUGUCCAUAACCCGUGUCCGAAAUACUGCCUCUUUCUUCAAGGCGAAUGAAGACUCCCGACGGAGCAACUUAGAUGCCGACAAAAAGAAGUCGGUGCAGGUCAACCAGCUUUUUUCCGAUCUCGGGAGAGCUUCGAAGAAGAAGGACGCCGUCCACUACUACCAUGUGGAGACGCUCAACGAUGUGGAGUACCGAGCACAGAUCAAGGUGAUGGAGGAGGUGAACGGCGAGAAGGUGGACAUGACGCCCAAGCCGAUAACGAACGAUGCAAUAGUCGAGCAGUUCAUGAAGUUCAAUCUGAACGUCCUCCACCAAAUAACCAAUUUCACAACAAUGCUGUCUAGGAGCACCAUAAGAUCCCGCACGCGGUCCAGUAUGAGGGCAGGAAUCGGUGGCAACAAACAAUCCAUCGAUGACAUUAUGAACGGGAUCAUAUUCGAGACGAUCAACUUUGACCCCUACCACGUGUUGGAAAACGCCAGCAACCCGUACGAACCGAAGCCCUACAAGAAGUCCUUCGUGAAGGUCACUCUACGCAAGUCCGUGUUCUUUGAGCUGCACAGUCAGUCACAGACGACGGCGGCCAAGGGCACGCCCGAGGGCGAGGAGACGGAGCGGGACAACCGAGCCUAUGAUUAUCUCACGAUCGGCAAGGGCAAGGUCCGGCGUCGCUCCGACAACGAUGCCCAGACGGACACGGUUCUGUUUGUGUCGCGGGCGGUGAACACCAUAUUGCUGACCAGCGCCACCGUCAGCUCUUACGUGUCCAACUUCGAGAUGUACGACACGCUGAACAACAUCUCCAGGGAUGUGAAUGUCUCGCAUAUGGCCUCGCUGAAGGAUAUGCCAUCGACACCGACGGUGCCAGACGACCUGGUCAUGGAGGAGGAAUUCGAGGAGGAGGAGGUCAUGGCCGAAAAGGACAAGAUCACGGCCCAGACAGAGCGACUGCUGAAGAGCCCUGAGUUUCGCAACGCCAUCAUGUACGUGGGUCGAACGCUGUCGAGCAAUAUGUACGAGGAGGGGAUGCGACGCUUCCGCAACUUCGACCAAGUGGACCGCACCAAUACGGAGGCCGAGUAUAACUACUCGAUGAGCCUGCUCUUCCGACUGGUGCCGGAGCCCAGUAAGGGCGAGCGCAAGGCCGUCAGCGACAUUGACUUUUGUCGCAGCAACGGCGAUAUUCUGGCCGUGGCUUACGGCCUGUACUCCUUCUCCUCGCAGUACGUGCCCGCCUCGGGCAGCGUCUUCGUUUGGAGCAUCAAGAACCCGAGCGAACCGGAGCGAGCCUACUACUACAAUGUCCCCGUGACGGCCAUCAGCUUCUCGCCCUUCCUGCCCAGCCUGCUGGCCAUCGGUCUGUACGACGGCAGCGUCGAGGUGCGGGACAUAAGCAGCCUGCAGGACACGCCCGUGGCUGUCUCUCAGCGCGCUACCUCGCCCGGCAGCACUCCGGUGGUGGCCAUUCGUUGGCUCAAGCAGGUGGAUGACAAUGACAAUGACGAGAAUGGGGAGAUUGAUCCCUUUCUCAGCCUAUCGCAGGACGGAUCGGUGACCCGUUUCCGCAUUAUUAAGAGCCCCUUCCUGCUGGGCUUCACCCAGAUGGUCCUGGAGCGCGUCGAAGGCCAUCCCGAAGGCAUCUUUGUCCAUCCCCACUCACGGAUACGCUGCGAGUCGAAUCGACAUCCACAGGGCCUGAGCAUCACCACACAUCCGCUGCACAAGGAUAUCUACUAUGUGCUCACGGACGAGGGCUGCAUCCACAAGUGUUCGAUCAACUACCAGCACCAGUACCUCGAGGUCCUGCGCUGCCAUGACGGCGGUGUCACAGUGAUGGAGUUCUCGCCGUGGUCGCCCAAGCUAUUCCUCACCUGCGGCAACGACUGGUGUGUGCGCGUCUGGAUUGAUGGAAUUACACGGCCACUGCUGGAGCUACAGGACGACAUGACGCCGGUGCAUUGGGCCAGGUGGAGCCCCACACACUCCACCAUCAUUGUGGCGGUGAACCGCGAGACGGCCAGCAUGUGGGACUUCCGGCGCAACCUGCUGCGCCCCAUGUCCAAGCACAAGAUGGACUCCUCCUUCAACACGGUGGCGCAAUUUUCCCACUGCGGUCGUACCCUGGUCAUUGGCAACGAGCGCGGGAACACCCUCUUCAGUGCCAUCAACGACAUGCCCUUUCCACCCCACUUUCAGUAUGACGAGUUGGAGAAGGCCCUCUAUAAGGCCAUUGGCAGCGACCACGAGCUGGCCAUGGAGCUCAAGAGCGUCGGUUUCUUCGGUUAUCCCGAUAAGAAAGCUGUUUUCUAGGUUUUAAGUUGAGGUUUUGUUGUGCGAAAAGCAAAUAGAUGAUGAAUAUAAA